Molecule: messenger RNA, 1560 nt
Organism: Pneumocystis murina B123
Lineage: Eukaryota; Fungi; Ascomycota; Pneumocystomycetes; Pneumocystales; Pneumocystaceae
Exons: 11
Coding region: 1-1554 (517 amino acids)
Molecular function (GO): protein binding
Source: RefSeq, a predicted model, not a curated record
AUGUCAGAUACAAUUGGAGAUAGAAUUUCAUUUGAAGGCAAUUGUUGUACAAUAAAAUAUAUUGGUCCUGUUAAAGGCGUAGAAGGACAAUGGCUUGGUGUUGAAUGGGAUGACCCAUCACGUGGGAAACAUAAUGGGACAUAUCUUGGAGAAAAUUAUUUUAAGUGUAGAAAAGAAAAUUCGGGGUCUUUUAUAAGACAAAAUAGACCUAGAGAUAUUAAAAAAACAUUUGUUGACGCUUUUAUUGAUAAAUAUGGAGAUAGAAAUGUUGAAGAAUAUAUAAAUUUUGAUAUAAAAUCAAAAAAUACGAAUAUUAAUCCAAAAAUCCAAGAGAUAUAUCAUCCAAAAAACAUUCAAAAAAAACUUCCAAAGCGUUAUAUCGUUACUUUAGAUCAUAUGGCUAUAUCAGAACUAGGAAAUAUAGGUGAAAUAAAAAAAAAAUGUUCAGAUAUAUUGGAAAUUGAUCUCUCUGGAAAUCUUUUAAACUGGAAAACAGUUAUUUUAAUAAUUAAAGAGCUUCCAAAUUUAAGUUCGUUAAAGCUUAAUUACAAUCAACUCGGUACUUCAGAAUUGAUUCUUUCUAAUAAUUUUAAAUUUUCCAAUCUGAAAACACUUAUUCUUAAUAAGACAUAUUUAAAAAUUAAAGAGAUAAAAAAACUAUGCAUCUCUUUUGAAAAUUUAGAGGAGCUUCAAAUAAGUCAUAAUCUUUUAACAUUAAAAACAAAUAACGAUUUCCACUUUUCUGAUACCAUUCCUCAUCUUAAAAAAAUCUUUUUGAAUGACAAUAAAAUAUCAUGUUUUGAAACAGUUACUAGAAUUUUUGGAAAAUUAGAAAAGCUUGUUUUUUUAUCAUUAGCAUCAAAUCAAAUAAAUACUAUCAACAUAAUUCCAAAUACAUUUAUAUCCUUAAAAUAUCUUGACAUCUCUAAAAACAAUAUAUCUGAGCAAACUUCUCUUAAUAAUUUAAAUAUAUUACAUUCUUUAGUGUCUCUGAGAUUUACUGAUAAUCCUUUACUUAAAGAGUUCAAAAGUAACCCUAGCACUUUUAUCAUUCCAAGAUUGAGAAAUGUUAUGAUAAUAAAUGGUACUAAAAUCACUCAAGAAGAAAGACAAAAUGCAGAAUUAUAUUAUUUAUCUACCAUUGAAAAAGAAAUAAAAUCAGGAAAAAUAAGUAAUUAUUCCGAUUUAAUUAAAGAGCAUCCUCAAUGGAGGGAAUUACAGAAAAAAUAUGAAAAAGAAAAUCCUAUAUUCAACACAGAAAAAAAUUUAACUGAAAAAAUCAUAGAAAAUAAGCUUAUUGAGUUAUAUAUUAUAUUUGAAAAAGAAAUAAUAAAAAAAAAAUUUAUUUCAUCCAUGAAUAUUCGAUCUUUUAGAUCUUUUUGUGCGAAAUUUUUCAAAAUCAAUCCUUUUGAUUUCACAAUUUCAUAUCUAGAAGGAUCAUAUAAAAUAAUUUAUAUAGACGAUGAUUCAAAAUUACUUUCUUUUUAUAAUCUAACUUCAGGAGAAACAAUAUAUAUAAAACAAAAUAAACCAGAAAACUAUACACAACAGUAGCAUAUU